This is a messenger RNA of Tachyglossus aculeatus (Australian echidna), 7231 nucleotides long. It is a transcript of the gene EIF4EBP2, whose product is annotated as eukaryotic translation initiation factor 4E binding protein 2. The transcript has 3 exons. Gene Ontology annotation, molecular function: eukaryotic initiation factor 4E binding. Lineage: Eukaryota; Metazoa; Chordata; Mammalia; Monotremata; Tachyglossidae. Bases 1 to 423 code for a protein of 140 amino acids. Gene Ontology annotation, biological process: negative regulation of translational initiation. Gene Ontology annotation, cellular component: cytoplasm. The record is from RefSeq and is a predicted model, not a curated record.
AUGUCGUCGUCCCCCUCCUCCCCCCCGUCGUCGCCGCCCCCCGCCGUGUCCGCCGGCCGGGCCUCGGGGGAUGAUGGCGGCGGGGGCGGCGGUCUCCCGCCCAGCCAGAGCCGGGCCAUCCCCACGCGGACCGUGCCCCUCAGCGACGCCGCCCAGCUACCUCAGGACUACUGCACCACGCCCGGGGGCACCCUCUUCUCCACCACGCCCGGAGGAACCAGAAUCAUCUAUGACCGUAAAUUCCUGUUGGAUCGCCGCAAUUCUCCCAUGGCUCAGACCCCUCCCUGCCAUCUCCCCAAUAUCCCGGGAGUCACCAGUCCCGGCGCCCUGGUUGAAGACUCCAAAGUGGAAGUAAACAACUUGAACAAUCACGACAGGAAGCCAGCAGUGGGGGAUGACGCCCAGUUUGAGAUGGAUAUCUGAUGGCCCCGCGAGGGACCGAGGAGCAGCGGCAGACCCCAAAACCCCUGUCUACCCGAUUCGGCGAGUGGGAUCGAUGACUGAAAAGACACACGAGGCCGCCGCAGCGCUCUCCAUCACAGCCGCCACCUUCCCCUCCAGGUGCCAAAGGAUAGACCGGCUCCCCCACCGCCAUCUCCCUGGUUCUGCUCUCCUUCCCUCCUCGGUCCGCUCCCGAGGAACCAAGAGGCCCAAGGAGGAAGAGCUGCUCCCUCCGGCCUCUCCCCAGUCUGCGGCAACCGGUCAGCUCUGCGUACAAGGCUGAAAAUCUACUGUCGUCGCCAGUCGUGUCUCAGUUGCUCUCGACGGCAGGGUUGGCUGGGGGUGGUGGGGGCUGGGUCUGUGGGUCUGUCGGGCUCCGUAUUCAUCCGGACCCUUCCACCCGGUCCCGCCCUCGCCACACUUGCCUCACAGGUGCGGAGCCGAGCCCCAUCCUGGCCUCCGGGUAUUUUUGCAUUUUGAAUUUCCAAGACCAUCAGGUGACGUGGAAGAGCCGAGAUUCCGCCGCUCACCUCUCGUCCAUGUCCUGCCCAGAGAGGCAGAACCCUCGCUUGCCCCCAACCCCUUCUGUCCUGGAACACUCCACUGCUGAGCGCCCACCUGUGCCCCCUCCCUUGCCACCCUCCCUCCCUCCAGGUGCUGCGCUCCCUUCCCGUCGCCGCCUUCCGACUUCCUUCCCCUCCCCAAUCCUCUCCCCCUCGGGGGAAACGGUUUUAACUUAGUAUCUAGAGCGAACCCUCAUGAUCCUCCCUUCCCUGCCCACCCCCAAACUCCUGCCUGCAGAUACUUAGCCCUUUACUCCCCAGAACCGAUCGUGCGACUCUAGUCUUCCCCGAGAUAGAGGAGCGGGUCUGAUGUCGGUCUGGGGUCGCUGCCGGGGCGCCCGCUCCAGGUCGGAGCCUGGUUUGAGAGACCCGUCUCGGGUCGGUCAGGCGCCGUUCGGGAGCCCGAGUUGGGGCUCCGCACCCUGCAACGUCAAGCGGGUCAGCCCACGCUUUCCUCCUGCGGUCUCCGGUGCCCAGGGUGACGGGAGUUUUGUAAUUGACACUGCGACUGGUCCUCAAGGGGACCUCUCCAUGUCCCCAUUUCUGUGAAGAGUGUGGCGACGUAGUCUCUUUCAUUCUCACGCUCUCUUUUUCUGUCUCCAAAUCAUUCUCUCCUCUCUCCCCAGAGUUCCCCACUCUUUCUCAGCCAGUCCUCUCCCAUGCCAUCAAGGCUACCUUACUGGGAUUUGGUGUCCACUCCCCUCACUCCCUAGGAGAGGCACUCGCCUAGGAGUGAGGCUAUAUUUUUUUGAGAUGCUGACAGACGUUUUUUUCUAGAGAUAUUUUCAGUCCAAAUCAGGACAGCAACUGUUUUUAAGGGAACUUUUUCCAGGGGUAGGGAGAGAACCGGACUCUCUGUGGGACAGGCGACCGAAACUUCCCCUCCGGCCCCUCUCUGCAAAGCUGUAGGGCGAUCUCCCAUCUAACCAGGUUUCCCCGUGUCCUUGACUGUAAGCGUACUCACUUUUUCCCCCUGACAUGAUGUGCACGUCCUGCCUUCUGAACCAACCAGCCAGAGCUGCAUAGUCAUAGCCGGAGCGGGUUUAGUGAAGGCCCGCUCCUUUCUCGUCCUCCCCGUUGCUUCCCGCCGAGUCUCCCUCUUCUCACGUCUUCCGUGUUUAACUGGGUUUCCCCUCCUUUUCCUCCUCAGCCUCCCCUUUCCUUUGGCCCUAGAGCUGGCUCGAUGUGGAUUUGGGAAGUUAUGAUGCCAUAUGACAAUUCUCACCAAGCUUAGUACCAGGCAGGGCCUCUCAGAUCCCAGGAUGAGGACUCACAGGCCACCUCAGGUGAAAAAGGAACUCGUUCCUUUUUCUUUGGAGCAGUGAUAACGUGGAAGUGGAUACUCAGCACAUGGUCAGCGUUCAGUAAGUUCCAUUGAUAGAAUAGGCAGUUGGGGACCAGGGCAGGUGGCUUGUCUAUGGAACUCGAUUCUGUUUUUUACUUGAAAACGUGAACAGUUUGAGGAGCGCGAUCUUUCCAUAAUGGUGAUGGGUUUUGGGGGAAUAAGCUUGAUCGGCAGGGAGUGCUUGAGUCUGAGCGUUUAGAAGUGAACGUUUCUAUAAGGGAAAAAUGGUAUCUUUUGCUCCAUUUUAAUGAAACCCCAUCAAAGUGCUGCUUCACUCUCUAGUAAAAUGAAGGCAGCUCUGUGACAUUUUUCCCCCCCAAGUGUGCUCUAUUUAAGAGGUCAUGGGGAUCCCAGCCCACCAUCAAAAAAUGAGUCUUUUCAUCCGUUAAAUCUGGCCCAAGCCAGCCAGCCUCCCUGCUGCCCCGUGGGCGACGCAGAGAAACUCCGGCGCUUUGGGCUCUAGUGCUGACAGGAAUGAAAACUUGGCUCGGGGCGGGUGAACAGCGAUAAGGUUUCACAUCACAGGAGGCCCUGGACUGUUCCACAGUGCAGACCCUUUUUUUUCAUUCAUUCAAUCGUAUUUGUGGAGCGCUUACUGUGUGCAGAGCACUGGACUGAACGCUUGGAAAGUACAAUUCAGCAAUAAAGAGUGACAAUCCCCAUCCCUGGCCUGGCCAGGACACUUCCAGCCCACCUCUGGUCCCAGCAUGAGAGUACAUUGGUCAUAUUUUCUCGGCGUUUGGCCCGUGUAAUAAUAAUAGUAGUGAUAGUAGUAGUAAUAGUAGUGUUUGUUGAGCGUCCACUUGGUGCGGUGCACCGUAUUAGGAGUUCGGAAAGUACAGAAUACGGUCCAGAAAGCUAGCCACAAAAAUUGCCCAUCAGCUGGAGACAUUUUGACUUCCGCAAUUUUGAGCUUCCUUUAAAAAUCAAAACGAAACAAAAAAACCCUCAGGGCACGAGUCCAACUUUGUCACACAGUCGAGAAGUUCAAAACGUGGCAUUUGAGCAGCAGAGGGGUCAUCCAAAAGCUCCGGUGACUUUCCAGUGCUCGAAUGCGGUGUCGGUGUGUUCAAGAUCAGAGAUUGAACCAAAAUUCAUUCAUUCAUGCAAUCGUAUUAAUUGAGCGCGUCCCGUGUUUAAAGCACUGUAGUAAGUAUUUGGGAGAGUACAAUAUAACAAGAAACAGACACAUUCCUGCCCACUGAUUCCUGCCAUCGGUAGCCCCUUACUAUCUGUAAGAGCCCUCUGUCUCCUUCCAAAGGUUUUUUGGUGGGGGGCUGGGUGACGGAGGGUUUUUUUUUAGUUGUGUUCAUUUAGAAACUGAUUAUCUGUGCCUCUGGAGACAUUUGCGGGGAGUCUUCUUGAGAAGCGAUUUUCCCCCUCCUCCUUCUCCCAGUGCCAGCACGAAAGCCAUUAUCGGACUGCGGACUCCUCGGGGAACGGGCUUUGCCUUUGGGGGUUCAUAGGACCCAGCCGCAUCCUGCCCCGAACUCCUCAUCUCUGGAGAACUGGGCCCCGGGUGGGAUCGGCCAAGGAGUCUUCGAACAGCGAGCUCGAGGCAGGCCUGCGGGGUGACCAGUGGCUAGUGAAAAGAGCACCAGCAGUCAGUCCGUGACCAGGCUUUCUGCGGGCACUCAGCAAGCAGAGACAUUCUUUCUUCCCCCUUUGUCUCCAUCUCAUCCCAGCCGGCUAGAUUCCCAUUCCCCUUUUAUCUUUGGAGACCUGUGGCAACUUCUGGGAGUGGGUUCAGAGCUGCUCGCAGGGGGCCUCCCCCGAGUUUAGGCUGCCCGUGGCCACCUGGGCUACGUGGGACACGGGCGAGGCCGUCUAGGUCGGAUUCAUUGUCUGGCCAGCCCAGGGGCAGCGAAGGACCAGAGAAACUUUGUGGUGGUUGCCCUUCCUCAGGUUUUCUGACACCCCCUAACUUUUCCUUGUAAUAAUCCAUCGGGGGCUUAUCCCAUCAGGAAUUUGCCUAGGCCUAUUUUGAAUUUCUCACUACUUUGUACCUUGCCAAUUGUGGAAGGUUCCUUGCUUGUGAGAACAGAGCGACCCUGAAUUCAAUCCCACUGGACAAAAAACUCCUACUAGAGGGCAGGGAUAGUGUCCAGCUGUGUUGUACUCUCCCAAGGGCUCAGUACAGUGCUCUGCACAAAGGAAGCGCUCAGUCAAUACCAUUUUUCAACCGAGUCUUGAUCUUGGGUGUAUUCGCGGCAUUGCCUUGAUAAGGGCCAAGGAGUUCACUUUUGCCAAUCUGUUGACCACCGGCCCCUUCUGUUUUGCAACUGCAGUGAACCCCCCAAAGUAAUCAAAUAAUGAAGAAAGAAAUGUCAGGAUUGAAACUGUAGUUUGUCUAGGUACCCUUGGGUUCAACAGUCAUCCUUUUAAACUUGAUUUUUAUUUUGAAGGGGUGGGGCCACCAGAAGAGACAAAAAUGUGUGGGAGCCAUCCGCCCCAACAGCCGCCCCGAAAAGGGACUGGAGGGCGGGGGAGAGGGUUCAUUCUUGCCCUUGAGACCCCCCAAAGAGUUUGUGCUUUUCCUCUCUGGAUUUUUCUCGGUCAGAUGAAAAGUGGUUGGUAAUGUAGUGCUGUGCACACUAGUAAGCACUCAGUAAGUACCGUUGAUAAUAAAUACCAUUGAUGCUAGGAGGAGUUAUUCCAACCACCCAAGCAUUUGGAACCUGGCUUCAGGUGUGGGCUUCCACUGACCCUUUUAAAACAGGCCUCAGUUAGAUGCACCCUGGCAUUAGCGGGGCUGCUUCAUCCGGCCGCUCUACUAGGAAACUAACCCCAGAGUGGUCUGCCGUUUCAUUUGGAGGGAGGGAAGGAGGAAGGGAUUAGGAGCAGGGCCUGGUGGGCCUGCUUCAGCGUCAGUCUUCCAGAGUCCAGCCCCCUGGGGCUCGGGCAGUAGUAGACACUAGAGCCUUUGUGGCAACCAACACCAGUCGUCUCUCUCCCUCGCUCUUUCCCCCAAGUUGUGUCUUUGGCAUCAUGUCCCUCACUGAUGCUUUGGGCUCCCAAGCUUCAGGAAAAUGGUACCAUGGCCCUUGUAAUAGGAAAAAAAGUAUGUUCAUAUAUUGAAUAAUCUCAAUCUGCCUGGCUUGGCCUUGCAGUGUCCUACCCUCGGGACCCCACGAAGGUACGGACACAGCAUCCAUCUUUCAGAGCAGGGGAGUCUUCCUACCCCUGUCUGGGCUUCCCCGGCUUCUGGGCCCCUAGGGCGUGGGCAGCCGACGACGGGUCAUCCUAUCGACCUGCAUAACCCAAUCACCCAACCCCAAUUCUUGUCUAGGAGGGAAGCGGGAUACGUUUUUAAAGGGAUAUCGGCAUUAUGUGGUGGGGGACGUUUUUUCUUCAGUUAAGAUUGAAAUUGGAAGCAAGUCGGCCGGAGAGCUUUGAUUUUGCGGAUCGGAGGCCUGAGAAGAGCAAGGCACAGUACCUCAGCUCACCUAAGUGGGCUUGGGAUGAGGCUGUGGAUUUCGCACCCACCCCCCCUCAACUUUUGAAGCAACGGUGGCCGCAGCAGGGGGCAAAAAAAAGUUGUUCUUCCUGGUGCCUGCUUUAAAGAUCUCCCUCCUGUCAACGCAGUGAAGGCUUUUUGGGUGUUUUUCUUCUUGGGAGUUGGAACCCUUCUGAAGCUGUUGGGGACAUUGUGGUAGUCUCAAAACAUCAGGCCUGAGGCCUCUAGGGAUCUCUCCUUUCCCCAGACUGCAGGCUGUAGCUGGUACAAAGAAGUUUUUAUAUCUUAUUUAUUUUCCCAACCGUCUUCCCUGGGGGAUGAUAACUCCUUCCCAUAGAAGUCGAUCGCUUCAGUCGAGGCUCAGGCCGCUGCGAGUUCCUCGGUAAGACUUAACUUCCGGCCAGUCUUUAAAGGAACCUCUAGCAGACCACCCUGCUCUGUCUCCGGUGCCAAAACGGGGCACUCGAGGUCAUAAAAAAGUGUGACCCAGGUGAAACCAGUUCCCAGGAUAUCUAACUUCACUCUGCCCCUCGUCCCGAGGACUUGGCAGGUGGAGAGAUGCUGCAAUGCUCGAUAAUCAUCUGGCCGAAUUGAAUCCUUGAAGGGAAAUCUUCACUUCGGCCCGAGAGCACUGGUGCUUGAAACUGAAGCUGCCCCGGCCUCGGGAAAUUGAGUGUGGCAAAUCCGUUCUAGCAGUCAGUGACGAUCCUCCCCAAUCCCGUACACCCCCGCUCGCCAAACCCCUGUUGUUUUUCCUUUAUGUUGCAGCUCCGUCCCCACCCCACAACCGAGGCGUAUUUACUUGAAACCGGUGGAGCAGAGAGGGUGCAAAGUGGAGGGGAAAUUAGGGGAGGAGGAGGAAAGGUCCUGUGUCCAACCUGAUUGUCUUGUAUCUACCCCAGCGCUUAGUACGGUGCUUAGCACAGAGUAAGCGCUUAAUAAAGGCCAUCAUUAAAGGUUUUGCAUGUGACGUCCUUUGGGAGGAAGGGGCGCCCACUCAUCACCCCGGUGUGUCCGCAUUAUUACGCGAUGAUGAUCCAGUGCCUUUCCGCACCUUUCUGUCUCCAUCCGGUGAAGCAAGCGUGGAGGGGUCCCUGAGAGUGUCUCUCACCCGGGGCCCACCAGCCUCUCUCGGGAACCCAUUUUCAGCUUGCUUUCAACAAUUUUUAUUAAAAGAAAAAAGGGUCCCCAUCCUUCCAUGCCUUCCGUGCCCUCCCCCUUUCCGGCGUCGUUUUGAAAAGGAAACGGGGGGGCUGCCUGGGUGAUCUUUCAGGCAGUUUUUAGGCAAUUCUGUGUGUGUAUGUUGGGGGUUUUUUACUGUCCUUCAAAACAAACAGGAGUUUGGAAAUGGGGGUUGGGGGGAGGUGGGGAGCUCUCACCAAUGGUUGCUGUUACUGUUAGAUCAAUAAAGAUCUCAACUCUUCA